AUGUCCGCUGAGGCAACCCAAAGGGACGAAUUUCCAACGUCAAGUCCUAACACCCACCAGAAACAGUCGGAUAAUAAAACGAUUCCUAGGCAGAACCCUCCGGAGAGAGUGGCUGCCCAAAUGGAAAGGAAAACCAAAGAUAGGAAAAGUCCUAUGUCUGAAGGACGGUCAAAGCAGACUGAACCACCUCGUAAGGAGGGGCGUCCGAAGCAAAAUAGUUCCAACCGCAGAAACCCUUCAGCGAAAGCGGCUGCAAAAAUGGAAAAUAGGGGUAAAGGUUCAAGAAAUCCUCCAUCUACAGGGUGGUCCAAUAGGACAGACUCCCGACAGAAGGAAGGACAACCGAUCCAACAGCAGGUGGUGGUCGAUGUCCACUCCCCUAGUCAAGGGCCUGCAAAGGUUGGAAAACCCUACAGGAAAAAGGGCAAAGGUCGCGAACGGUCGGACCUUGAUGCAAUCGAAAUUGCAGAGUCUUUAAAUUUUUGA
Molecule: messenger RNA, 486 nt
Organism: Acanthoscelides obtectus
Lineage: Eukaryota; Metazoa; Arthropoda; Insecta; Coleoptera; Chrysomelidae
Source: the annotation of a GenBank genome assembly